Molecule: messenger RNA, 1096 nt
Organism: Thamnophis elegans (Western terrestrial garter snake)
Lineage: Eukaryota; Metazoa; Chordata; Lepidosauria; Squamata; Natricidae
Gene: RBKS
Product: ribokinase
Exons: 7
Coding region: 64-822 (252 amino acids)
Biological process (GO): D-ribose metabolic process
Molecular function (GO): ribokinase activity
Source: RefSeq, a predicted model, not a curated record
CUGGAUUUGGGGAAAGGUGGCCAACCAGUGUGUUCAGGCAGCUCGCCUUGGGACUAAAUCUCAAUGAUCUGCAAGGUUGGAAAGGAUUCUUUUGGUAAUGACUACAUUGAACACUUUAAAAAAAAUGGGAUUCCAACAGAGUUUGUAAAUCAGACAGAAGAUGCUGCAACAGGAGCUGCUUCAAUCAUGGUCAACAGUGAAGGAGAAAACUUCAUUGUAAUUGUUGCGGGAGCAAAUUUACUUCUGAAUUCCAGUGAUUUAAAAAAGGCUGCUCAUAUCAUCGCUGAAGCCAAAGUGAUGGUCUGCCAACUUGAAAUAACCCCAGCAAUUUCUUUAGAAGCAUUAAAAAUGGCUCAUACCAAUGGAGUGAAGACUUUAUUUAAUCCUGCUCCAGCAAUUGCUGACCUAGACUCACAGUUUUACACUUAUUCCGACAUCAUCUGCUGCAAUGAAAGCGAGGCAGAAAUUCUAACAGGAAUUGCAGUUGGUAAUGCUGGAGAUGCUGGACAAGUGGGACUUAAAUUGUUAGAGAGAGGUUGUAGGACUGUCGUCGUAACUUUGGGACCAGAGGGCUGCGUGGUACUUUCCAAAGAGGAACCAACCCCAAAUCAUAUCCCUGUCGGGAAGACCUCUGCUGUAGAUACCACGGGAGCUGGUGACAGUUUUGUUGGAGCACUAGCAUUCUACCUGGCUCACUAUCCCAAUCUACCCCUACAUGAAAUGCUGAGGAGAAGUAACUUCAUAGCAUCCAUUAGCACUCAAACUACUGGGACACAGACUUCCUACCCUUACAGAAAAGAUCUGCCACAAAACCUGUUUUAAGCUGUGUAACACAUUUGAUUUUUCUCUGCUCAAACUUUUUAAACAAAUGCCAACUACACUGAUGCCAGAAUGAAGAUGGUAUAAAUUGCAUAUUAUUGCUUAGCCUUAUCCUGAAUGAGGUGGACAUGGUGUCACACACUGCAAUUUCAGUUUAGGAUACAGCAUUUCAGCUUUACAGUGAAAUUAUUUCCAUGUCUUAAUCACUUAAGGACCCGUUUAUUACUGUAUGUUUUAAAAAUGUGAUCCUACUCUGAGAAUAAAUUUUUUUGUGCAA